AUCAGAAACACUGUAGCAGAAGACUGUUCUCCUUUAGUUCUUGUUAAAGGGAUUCUGUCAUGAUUUUUAUGGGGUGUGAACUUAUCCAAACACCAGACCAAGAUUUUACCGACUUCACAAAAUGUCUUAAAAUCCUACAGGACAAAAUAAGACAAAGUAAUGUAGAGAUGGAUGUCAUUGUAGUGUUGGGUGGCCUUGGUGGACGAUUUGACCAGAUUAUGGCAUCAGUGGAAACACUCUAUCAUGCUGUCACUCCUUUGCCUGUAAUAAUAAUGCAAGAUACAUCUCUCAUCUGUCUUCUAAAGCCUGGUAAACAUAUUCUCCACGUGGCAACAGGAAAAGAAGCAAAAUGGUGUGGCCUCAUACCUGUAGGAUCAGCAUGCAAUUCAGUAACAACUACUGGACUGAAAUGGAAUCUCUCUGCCGGUGUGUUGAAAUUUGGAACAUUGGUCAGCACAUCAAAUAGCUAUGAUGGAACAGGAGUUGUCACAGUGGAAACAGACAAUCCUCUAGUUUGGACAAUGGGUAUCAAGAAAAUGAACGAUCACUGAUAAAGGAGCAAACUGACAACUAUUAAUAUAUUUUAGUGCCUUAUUGCUAUGGCCAAUGUUUUUGUAAUGGUGAUUGGUUCAAAGGAAAUUAUCUGAUGUUUAACAUUUUAGUAUAAGUUCAAGGUUUUUUAAUGUUUUGGCAACAUUUGUAACUCCAGGUUCCUUGCCAUAACUAAUUGGUACCGUAAGCAGUAAAUGAAUUAGAAUUUUAUAAACCCAAUAUUUUAGAAUAUACGUAAAAAUGAACCCAGUGAGUCUCUUAAAAUGUGGAGACUUGGCAAAAUAACCUUAUAAAUGUCCUCAAAAUAAUAGCAUACUUUGUCUUAUUUAUCAUUUGGCCUUACUGGGUCAGGUGACAAUGUUUAUGAUAGGACAUGAACAGUUACGUUGCAGUGCCAAAACUAUAUAUAUCUACUACUGUGCUCCCAGUUUGUAGAUUUGGGUCUAAACUGCGUGGGAGAUUGAUCAGAUUUGUGGGUCAGAUUUUAUUUGAUCUUGUCAUGAAACAGCACAAGAUUUUGUAGGAUAAGAUUUUAUCUUGUCAGAUGAAGACGCAGCACGCAGUGUUCCCUUCAGACAGGCAUCGGAUGACAAUUCUUUCAUGUAGUUUACACAUCAGAUUUUUCAAUCCCAUUAUACUGUGACCCAUGUGACUACAUCUGACUUGAAGGCUGAUUCUCACCCUGUUUCUCUGUUGCAUGUGUUUGAGUUUUCUGCAUUAAUUCUUCUGACAGAGAGGCAAAAGUUUUAUUUUAUGAAAUGUUUAUAUCAAUAUGAAGAAUUGUCCAUCUUGUUAAUUCAGUAGGACUUCGCCCCCCCCACCAGUGAAUCUGGGUUUUCUUGUCAUUUCAUUAGCAAACAAAUCAAGAGCAAGUAGCAAGGAUCAAGACAGCAUAGCCUCCGCAGUGCCCACUCAUUGGCAUACCAUUAACCCUGUUGGCUCUCAUCGUAAUUAAUACUAUAGAAACAAAUGGGUAUGAGGCCAGUUAUAUACAUAAGCAAGUGAAGCCAUACUGCCCUGUUGGAUCCUUACUUCCCACUGCUCAACUCUAUCCAUUUAUCUAUUCAUUUAAAUUUUCAUUAAAAUGGCUGAAGACUGGGUGUAAUUUAUACAUUCUCCCUAUUUUUCAGUGUAAUGCAAUGAAGUAACAUUUGAUGUGGCAGUUAAACAUAUUAGGUGGUAGGCGCUGUAGCUUUACUAAAAGUAGACCCCACAGCAGUACAAUCCGGGCACCUCUGUGUUAUGUAUGUUACGGUCACAUAUUACUUUUUUAUUUUAUUCACUUUUUUACAUAAGCUUUAAUAGUAUUUUAUUGUUUUCUAAUUAACUUGUCAUUAUAUUAUGUCUAUAAAAGCACUAUAGCUUUACCAUGGGGUUGUGGACUUAAAUAAAUAAAUCAUUUUUUAAUUCUUACUUGUUCUCAUUAAAUUAAGCUUUUAUAUUCCACCUUCGGCUAUUGUAUGAACUGGAACUGUGGUUGUAAAGACUGCAGCAUCCCAUUCCAUACUCAUUAAACCGCCAUUAUUUUAUAUGAGGCACAGCCAAAAGGCAGUUUUAUGAUUAUGGCAAGGGAGCGUUGCAAUCAGCUGGAAGGUAUGUGAUGGGGAACAUAUAUUUUGUUGCGAGCACCCCUCUAAAAAGUAUUAUUUUACCUUGCACGUGUGUUGGAUAAUUGACUGUUUGCUGGAACUGUGGUUGCUCAGGCUGCCAAUGUAAUUUACAUAUAAAUCUAUCUAAAUAUAUACUGCUUCCCUUGCUUAAAGUAACCAUAAUUAACUACAGGUAUUCCCUAGUCCUGUAAAUUAUAUAUAAUUAUAUAUAGUGUUGUAGGCUAAAGGUUGGUUACACGUGGACACUCUAGCCAAAAAGGCUACUGUAGAGUAUCAAAUUAAUCUGGCGGAACAUAAGAUCUGCUUAUUUCGCAUGAGUCGCCAAACGAGCAGAUCUUUCCCUGUUAAGCCUACCUAAGCUGUGUAAUAUGCGAGUUGAGCUCCAGGCGAUCUGCUACCCAUGGUACCACUCAACAGUUACCCCUCCCACGUUUACUCGAGUUGCUCAGAAAAGAGUCUGUGUGCGAUUUGAAACAGCAGGCGACUUGAAGUAGCCUCGUGUGUUUUGACGCUGGCGACUUCCAUUGGUUUAGCAUUGGCGUCUUGUCGCCAAAUUGCUCUUUUAAAAAUCGCCGGCAACAAAUCUCCUCGUGUGCCAGAGCCCUUAAGGGCCCCUUACCUUUACAUUUUAAAGUUUUGCAACAGCUUCUCAUUCAUAUUGUAGUCUAGCCUUUGUCUUGGCCAGUCAAAGACAUUUAGGUUGAAACCACCACAGCUUCGACUAUACGUCUAUGAACUUUGUCCUUCUGGAAGGUGAACCUCUACCCAAUAGAGUAAAAACAGGUUUUACUUUAGAAUUGCCCUGUAUAUGGUUCUGUGCAUCUUCCCUCAUUCUCUUUUUUUAUAUCUGAAGAAGCCUGCUUAGAUAUAUAAGCCUGUCAUGCUUAGUCUGUCCUGAUGGAUAUCUAAUCAGGUUUCCUUAGAUAUCUAUCUCACCAAUCUGAGCAGGCCAGAACUACAUAAGGAAUAUCAUAUUCAAAAUAGGAAAUGAAUUCCAGCAAAGGGUGUUUUAAUAUUAGGAGUAUAUUAAUCUGAAGUAAAUAUUUUAUACAAAAUCAAUAAGCUUAUGAGAUAAGCUCUUCUGUCGUUGAUAUAUGUCCCAUUGGCUCUUUUUCACUGGACUAACCGUUCAUGGCAUUACUACUUUAAUAGUCUUUGCUUGAUUCUGAGAAAAAUAUAGUAAAGAUGCCCAAGCUCUCAAAACUUAUAAUAGGUUUCAGGCUUAUCUCUCAUGCUCCAAUCUUCCAGAAAGGAAAUCUAUCAUGCUGCAAAUUGGAAACUAGUGGAGACAAUAGCCAUUCAUCUGCCAAAUAUAUAAUAUUACAAAUAUUUUAUAAACAAAGCCCAAAGUUCUAAAUAUACUAUGUGUCAAACAUUUGCAGAUUGUACAAUAACUGUAUUUGUCUUCUUUUGAAAACAAUAACUGUAUAAGUAUAUCAUAUACAUUACAUUCUAUGUAUAGCCAUUCCUAGAGCACCUUGAAUAUCAAUGGGAUAAGCCAGAACUUGUAAAUUUGCUACAAAGAGAAUAAAGUCCAGGCAACAAAAGCCACAUAUCUAUAAUACUUAUGUAAAAAAUAAUUCCCAAAGAUUUUAAAUUCAUUCCUACACAUUAAGACUGAUUGGAAAGCCAAUUUUAAUGAAUGCAGCUGUACAGUGGAAAAUACAGAAAUGUGUAUGUUUAUUAUGUGAACUGUGACAAAUAAAAAAUAUACAUUAAACAAAAA
Xenopus tropicalis (tropical clawed frog) is the source of this 3888-nucleotide messenger RNA. RefSeq names its product thiamin pyrophosphokinase 1 (gene tpk1). Gene Ontology annotation, molecular function: UTP thiamine diphosphokinase activity; thiamine binding; thiamine diphosphokinase activity. Bases 60 to 551 code for a protein of 163 amino acids. Gene Ontology annotation, cellular component: cytosol. The record is from RefSeq and is a predicted model, not a curated record. The transcript has 5 exons. Lineage: Eukaryota; Metazoa; Chordata; Amphibia; Anura; Pipidae. Gene Ontology annotation, biological process: thiamine-containing compound metabolic process; thiamine metabolic process; thiamine diphosphate biosynthetic process.